Trichoderma citrinoviride is the source of this 492-nucleotide messenger RNA. RefSeq lists its product as hypothetical. The record is from RefSeq and is a predicted model, not a curated record. Gene Ontology annotation, cellular component: mitochondrial inner membrane. Gene Ontology annotation, biological process: mitochondrial respiratory chain complex I assembly. The transcript is spliced from 2 exons. NCBI's taxonomy places the organism in Eukaryota, Fungi, Ascomycota, Sordariomycetes, Hypocreales, Hypocreaceae. Bases 1 to 492 code for a protein of 163 amino acids.
AUGCCGCCCGACAAUUCGCACCGCACGAGCUUCAGCGAGCUGGACGUGCUGGGCAGCGUGCCGGUGCCGUCGACGUCGGUGGACGUGUGCAUGCACGACGGCUUCGGGCUGAACAGCGGCAUCACGAUACAAGGGGACGGGGCACUGCUGGUGCAUGGGGAGGCGUUUGCGUGGCGGCCGUGGGAGGCAAGUGGGAAGAAGAGGCUUGUCAACGACAAGGGGCAGUUUGAGCUCCCGGAGGAGGCGUUUGGGCUGUUUGACGUGCUGUGGCCGCGACCUGAUUUGUUGAUUAUUGGCGUGGGGAAGCACAACCUGCCGCUGAGUCCGCGGACGAGAGAGCACGUUUCACGGCUGGGGAUGAGGGUCGAGAUGCUGGACACGCGGAACGCGGCGGCGCAGUUCAAUCUGCUGGCGACGGAGCGAGGAGUGUCGGAGGUUGCGGCGGCGUUGAUACCCAUUGGCUGGGAGGAGGGAUUGGGCGUGGUUUCAUGA